GUCGGCAAAUAUUUCUCACCAAACUGAGAAUGCAAAUAAAACCAAUAAGGAACUUCAUACCGUCUGAAAAUACGAUCAGUUCAAGUGAUGCAGCGGUGAUAUUUUCAUAGGGAAAAGCGAGGUAGUGACGGGUUUAUCGUCAUUGUGUGCCAAACAAAUGAAUAGAAAUUAGAGCGAUUAUAGAAUUGACAUGUGAUAAGUGAUACUUAUCUUGAGAACAAUACGUGUCACCAGGUGGUGUGGGUUAGAUUAUGCAGUAUAAUCGAGUAUAAACUACUUGUUUUGUGUUGUUUCGAACCACAAUGUGCAAAUGUUGUCAAGAAUGUUUGGAAACAUGUUACUGGCACCUAAUAGAAGAGCGGUUUUGCUUCGACGAGAGCAUCGCUACCUACCAGGAACCAAUCACAAAAGAAGAAAGAAACAAUAACUUCUGCGAAAACAUGGCGUUCUACGAUAGCGUGUCUGUGAUAGCGGGAAGAGCGAUAGUGACGAUCGACCCUUUACCCGAAAAAGAGAAACUACCCAUAGUUAAUCAACCCAGAAGACUGAAUAGAGAAGAUAGCAAGAAGAAGAAGAACUCGAGUGAAAGUGCCAUUAACAGAAUUCCCUCCUUCGUUUUGGAUAAGGGCAGCGACGAAAGUACUACGGACAGCGACUCUCAGGAAAAUAUACGGAAUAAAGAAGAAACAAGAAAGACGGUCAGUUUCGAAAACAUCUACACCAAAAAAGACGACGAAGCAAAAUCUCCACCUAUUUCAAAAGCGGGAAGUGCCUAUUUGGAACCACCUGGAAAUGUAGAGCUGAGGAAAAAGUCCCUGAUGGAGAGAAGAUCCUCCAAAAGUCUUCACCUGAAAAUAGACUUUCCCAAAGAGUUGCCCAUAAUCAGACAAAGCUCUGUACCAAAGUUCUUCGUGGACACUCCAGAAGAAAACCAGGCUCCAAACACGUUAAUAAAAAACCCCUACACCAGCCUCCAAAGCCCUAUGGUUCAGCCGCAAUCUUUCCUGUACGACUUGAAGUCUGUUGUGCAGAUAGAAAGCUCCAAACAGAACACACAUGGAGGUGAUGGCAAUAGUUUGGCUCCCGUUCAUAGGGAGACAUCCAGGUUAUCGCAGAUCAAGGAGAAGAUCAAGUUAAAGAAGAGUAAAAGUACUCUCAGUGCGAGCAAUUUACCGCAUACAAACCAUAUUUAGUUCUAGUUAUUUCCUGCCAUACUUAGGUUCCAUAUAUAUGAGUUUUUAACUGGUGAUAUUUUGUCAAGAAUAAAAUAAUUGAUCAAAGUAAUCUCAACAAUUAACUGGAGAAGCAAUAUCAUCUUAGUUUUACUUAAAUAUGACAAACCUGAAUAAACUCUAUUUCAGCUUCCUCUA
Molecule: messenger RNA, 1370 nt
Organism: Leptinotarsa decemlineata (Colorado potato beetle)
Lineage: Eukaryota; Metazoa; Arthropoda; Insecta; Coleoptera; Chrysomelidae
Source: RefSeq, a predicted model, not a curated record